CAACGGUCUAUAGGAGUUGUGAUGAUACGGUUUAUUAAUUCUUUGAAUGUUCUUCGUUUACUACUAAAUGGGACGAGAAAAUAGAAUAAAAAUUGUGUCCCAUCUUCCCCUACCCUACUAUUAUUACCCCUUAUAUAGUUUAGGUAAGAUGGGAUACCUUUUCAUUCCAUUUUCCCGUCCAAUUUGGGAUAAACAAAGAAUAUACAAAGAAUUAUAACACCGUAUAUAUCCUAACGAUUCCUAUAGGCCAUUGUUGAUUGUUUAAAACACGAUCAGGAUAUUUGGAUAUUAUGUGCCAAAGGUGCCCCGUCUUAUCUCGCAGUACUGUAUGUAUAUUGCUGUAAACAUGUGAAUAAAGUUGCAACCAGUAUUAUAUAAGAAUACAUAUGGUGUUUUGUUCGGGUGUACAUUCUUUUCAAUCAGUCGAUUCCGCACUUAGCUCGAAUCUGUUUCAUUUGCAUUGCUAAAACGUAAAAGAUGUGCUUUUUUAUUUAAGGAACCCGUCCUAGUUGCACAAUGCGUCCGCGUUUCGUAUAAACUACAUAUUGCACUUAUAAAUGUCAUGAUAGUUAGAGCGUAGCGCGCGGUUGUGGGGCCGAUUGUGCAGCAGACCAACGAGCAGUGUUCAAAGGCAACGAAGCACGAAAAUCAAUAGACUGAGACCGCACGCAAAACUGCUUAGCCAGAGUUGUUUUGUGAAAUUUGAAACUCUCACUACCGUUACUCGCUUCGGGAUAAAACUUUUGUUACUGUACAAAUUACCAGUACAAAAUUUGUUAGUUAGUCAGACCAGUAUGCCACAAGAAACAGUCACCGAGAACUUACAGGCGAAUCUAGAAAGGGCGUCACAACUACAUGAGAAUGAAUUGGUCAUUGAACUUGGGAUUGACCGAUUCCUGAAGUGGCUUGGCGUUUAUACAAUACUUCUUAUUGCUUUGGUUGCUAAGAUUAGCGAGUUCAUUGGUCAAAGUACUUCAUGCUACCCAGCGUACAACACUUCAGGAUAUGAUAGAAAGUUCAUUGAAUACGCUACAUCAUUUUGCUGGGAGUCUGUUACGACAUCAGACAUAACCACCCCUGAGGGUUGCUUAGUAGAGGGUGUAAAGUCAAAUAUGAAACUUCUUCCGAAUCCUAAGGCAGCAAUAUAUUUUAUUCGAUGGCUACCGCAAGUGAUGCUGGUUCAGGCAUUUCUGUUUGCUGUCCCCUCAAUAUGUUGGCACUUCGUUGUUGGUGGAAGAUUGGCCGGUCAUGUGCGGUUUAUUCAGCUGCUGUUAAACGAUAUGUAUGAAGCAUUUCGAAAGCUACCGACUGCUGAUUAUGAAAACAAACCUUAUGACGAAAGUAGUGAGUGCUUCAAUGGCUUUCGAAAGAGAAAGGAGCGAACCAAUGGCUCAGAAACUUCAAUGGAAUCUGUUUCUAUUACUGCUCAUUCAAUUAAAACGUCGAAAUUAGUUGGAGACCUUAAAGACAGGCAUUUGUUUUCAAUGCUCUGCUAUGAGAACUUUUCCUCUCUGAGCCAUUUGCCUUACAUAUUAUCAGUAUUUCAUAUAACCAAGGACGAAGCCGAAAAGAAAAGACAGGAAAGAAAGAAGGAACAAGAAAAGAAGAAAGGAGGAAAAGAGGAAAAAGAGAAGAAAGAGUUACUACCAAUGCAACAUGGCAUGCUAAAACUUUGGUGUAAUAAGAAAAACUUGGGUGGCACAUUUUUGGUUAAGGCUUACCUCGUUAAACACUGUGCCACUCUGCUACUUUCCAUUGCGCUGCUGAUUUCAUUUGCUGCGUGGGCCAGUGCUGAUGGUGUUCUGCAAGCUUUACUUGGCUCUUCAAAUACCUACACGUGCAAGGUGGCAUUUCAGGAUGUGUGCAUGGUGUGUGUCGUCAAUCGGGCGCAGGAAAUAAUGUUUAUGUUUAUCUGUGACUUAAUAAUCACAAUUUUCAUCAUGGUUCUGUCACUGGGUUGGGUUAUAUUCUUUAGAAUGUGCUCAAUUAAGAGAGUAAUGUGUUACUUUUUUGAGCACCUCACGGACACGUGUACGCUUGCUUUUUUGACUCUAAAUAGUUAUAUAAAAAAAAGCAACGAUGAGUAAAUACUAUGCCCACAGUUAGACAGGUUCGCUCCAAUACGCUAGCCGCGUAACUAUCUAGCCCCACCAUGCGAUUUGUAUAUACGUCUCUGUUUGGCUUUUAUACAGCAGGGUGGAGGAAGACGGGCCACCUUUCAAUUAUAUUUUCUCGUCCCAUUUGGUAGUAAACAAAAACCAUUCAAAGAUUUAUAAAACCGUAACCUCACUACUCCCAUAGACUUUUGGUAAUUGUUUAACAAUCAGGAUAUUUGGAUAUAAUGUGCUAAAGGUGCUGUCCCAUCUCUCCCCACCCUACUAUAUGUAUUACCGCAGUUUCUAAACAUUUCUUUCAAUUUUAAUCCUGAUUAGAGCGUCCCAUUUAGUGUAAAUACUUUGAAUUGUGAUAACAGCAUGAUCAGUAACUGCGUGUAAAACUAUUAAUUGCUUUAUCUGCUAUGCUGUAAAACUAUUGUAGAUUGGGUGUAACUGAUUUUUUUCUAAUAUUUCUUCUUUUCUAGAUGCUGUUGUUGCGGUUCGCCAUAUACUGUAUAAUCAAAACACACACACACACACAUACACACACACACACACAUAUAUAUAUAUAGUAUCAGUGGCUUAUCGAUGUGUGCAUGGUGUGCUUUAUAAUCACGAUUCUGUCACUGGUUUGGAUUCUUUUUGUUAAUUGAGUUUAAAGAAGAAAGUAAAAUGUUACGUGUA
Ciona intestinalis (vase tunicate) is the source of this 2780-nucleotide messenger RNA. NCBI's taxonomy places the organism in Eukaryota, Metazoa, Chordata, Ascidiacea, Phlebobranchia, Cionidae. The record is from RefSeq and is a predicted model, not a curated record.